This is a messenger RNA of Nicotiana attenuata, 1269 nucleotides long. RefSeq lists its product as uncharacterized. The record is from RefSeq and is a predicted model, not a curated record. Bases 1 to 1269 code for a protein of 422 amino acids. The transcript is spliced from 5 exons. NCBI's taxonomy places the organism in Eukaryota, Viridiplantae, Streptophyta, Magnoliopsida, Solanales, Solanaceae.
AUGAAGCCGUUGAUUCACAGUAGGAAGGUUUGGGAGAGGGUAGUGGAGAAGCGAGUGAGGAUAAAUGUAUCUAUCUCUGAGAACCAGUUUGGAUUUAUGCCGGGAUGGUCAACUACAGAAGCCAUUCACCUUGUGAGACGAUUGGUGGAGCAAUAUAGGGAGAGGAAAAAGGACUUGUACAUGGUGUUCAUUGACCUUGAGAGAGCUUAUAACAAAAUCCCGAGGGAGAUGCUAUUGAGAUGUUUUGAGGCUAGCGGAGUACCGGUAGCGUACAUUAGGGUGACUAAGGACAUGUACGAAGCAUUGGAUGUGCUGACACGACACAUACAAGGGUGGGUGCGAUGGUGUAUGUUAUUUGCAGAUGACAUAGUACUGAUUGGUGAGACGCGAGAGGGUGUUAAUGCUAGGCUGAAAGCUUGGAGACAGUCGCUGAAGUCCAAAGGUUUCAAGUUGAGUAGGUCAAAAACUGAAUACUUGGAGUGCAAGUUCAGUGAUGAGAGGCAUGAAGAAGAAGUAGAAGUGAAGAUUUAUACUCAAGUCAUUCCCAAAAUAGAUAGUUUUAAGUACCUUGGGUCUAUAAUCCAAGGCAACAGGGAGAUUGACGAGGAUGUCACUCAUGGUAUUGGUUUAGGGUGGAUGAGAUGGAGGGUGGUGGUCAUACUGGCUAUGUUGUAUGGAGUUAAGUGUUGGCCCGUCAAAAAGUCCCAUGUCCAGAAGAUAAAAGUAGCUGAAAUAAGGAUGUUGAGAUGGAUGUAUGGACAUACCAGGAAAGACAAGAUUAGGAAUGUUGUUAUUAGAGACAUGGUGAGAGUGGAAUCCAUGGAAGACAUGUUUGGGGAAUCGAGGAUGCGAUUGUUUGGGCAUGUGAAGAGGAGAGACAUAGUUGCCCUGGUCAAGAGGUGUGAGAGGUUGACCAUGGCGGGCUUGAGGAAGGGCACGGGUAGGCAAAAGAAGUAUUGGGGAGAGGUGAUUAGGCAGGAUAUGUCGGUGCUUCACCUAACCAAGGAUAUGACUAGCGAUAGGAAGCUUUCGGACACCAGUGAGGUUGCUGCUUCCAGUGCAUCAGGCGACCCGAGGUGGUUCUGCAGGCCUCCGCGGACCUUGGCAUCUCAUUAUAUCCUUCAUUCUGUUUCUUUCAUAUGGCGAGAACAUGCACUUCCUCAUCCCUUGAUCAGCAGCCCGAGCCCCCAGCAGCAGCUUCUACGAGGGACAGAGGGCGAGGCCGAGGUCGUGCUAGAGGCCGAGGCAGGGGCAAAGCUCAACCCAUAG